GGGCUGGGGACGCUGUGGCCGGGCCGGGCCAGGCGGGGAGGAGGAGCCGGACCGGACUAGCUGGGCUGGCGGGCGGGCGGCGGCGGCGGCGGCGGCGGCGGCGGUGGCAUGGCGGAGUCAAGUGGGGCUGGAGCCGGGACCGGGGCCGAGCCUGGACCGGGACCCCCUAUCCGGGUCACCGUCAAGACCCCCAAGGACAAGGAGGAGAUCGUGAUCUGCGAUCGCGCCUCGGUGAAGGAGUUCAAAGAGGAGAUCUCCCGGAGGUUUAAGGCCCAACAAGACCAACUUGUCCUGAUUUUUGCUGGCAAGAUCCUCAAAGAUGGAGACACAUUAAAUCAGCAUGGAAUCAAGGAUGGUCUCACUGUCCAUUUGGUGAUCAAGACCCCACAGAAGGCCCAAGAUCCUACUGCUGCUGCCACCAACGCCACUGCCGCCACCACUGCUGCUGCUGCCUCCGGCACUGCUGCUACUGCUGCUGCUGCUCCUGUUCCCUCUGCCCCCGAUGCUGCUUCUGCUCCAGCCCCCACGACUGCUUCACCCACUGCUGCUGCCGCCGCCCCUGCUCAGCCAUCCACCUCAAGCAGCACUGUCUCAGAUGCUGCUAGUGGGAACCGGAGGAGCAGUGGAGGGGGCCCAACCCCAGGAGCUGGGGAUGGGCCUCCUAGUGGUCCUGCAUCUAUACUCUCGGGCUUUGGGGGCAUCCUAGGGCUGGGCAGCCUCGGCCUUGGCUCAGCUAAUUUCAUGGAGCUGCAGCAGCAGAUGCAGAGGCAAUUGAUGUCCAAUCCUGAGAUGCUGUCCCAGAUCAUGGAGAAUCCUCUGGUCCAAGACAUGAUGUCCAACCCUGAUCUGAUGCGUCACAUGAUCAUGGCCAACCCACAGAUGCAGCAGCUGAUGGAGAGGAAUCCAGAGAUCAGCCAUAUGCUCAAUAACCCAGAGCUAAUGAGGCAGACUAUGGAACUGGCUCGAAAUCCUGCCAUGAUGCAAGAGAUGAUGCGUAACCAGGACCGGGCCCUGAGCAACCUAGAAAGCAUCCCUGGAGGAUACAAUGCCUUGCGCCGCAUGUACACAGACAUCCAAGAACCUAUGUUCAGUGCUGCUCGGGAACAGUUCGGCAACAAUCCCUUCUCCUCAUUGGCGGGGAACUCUGACAGCUCCUCCUCCCAACCUCUCCGGACUGAGAACCGGGAGCCCCUCCCUAACCCCUGGAGCCCCUCAGCCCCCACCUCCCAGGCCCCAGGGGAGGGCACCGGAGGCUCAGGGACCAGCCAGGUGCACCCAACAGUCUCCAACCCCUUUGGGAUCAAUGCAGCUAGCCUGGGGUCAGGGAUGUUCAAUAGCCCUGAGAUGCAGGGCCUUCUCCAGCAAAUUUCAGAGAAUCCCCAGUUAAUGCAAAAUAUGAUCUCUGCCCCAUACAUGCGAAGUAUGAUGCAGACGCUUGCCCAGAACCCUGACUUUGCUGCUCAGAUGAUGGUGAAUGUCCCAUUGUUUGCUGGAAACCCCCAGCUGCAGGAGCAGCUUCGACUCCAGCUCCCUGUCUUUCUACAGCAGAUGCAGAACCCAGACUCGCUGUCCAUUCUCACCAACCCCCGAGCCAUGCAGGCCCUGCUACAGAUCCAACAGGGGCUGCAGACGCUUCAGACGGAGGCCCCAGGGCUGGUGCCCAGCCUUGGCAACUUUGGGGCACCCCGGAUCCCCCCACCCCCUGCAGGAGGCAGCAGCAGCCAGGAGCCCCCCAUUACUUCCCCAUCCACGCCAGCUAGUGCCUCACCAGUAGGGGGCACUGCCAGCCCCCAGCAGCAGCUGAUGCAACAGAUGAUUCAGCUUUUGGCUGGAGGGGGAAACUCCCAGGUGCAGACACCAGAGAUUCGAUUUCAGCAACAGCUGGAGCAGCUCAACGCCAUGGGCUUCAUCAAUCGAGAGGCUAACCUGCAGGCUCUGAUUGCUACCGGUGGGGAUAUUAAUGCAGCCAUUGAGAGACUGCUGGGCUCUCAGCCCUCCUAAUCCCUGAAUCCAUCCCCUACCCCCACUCCAUCCACAUAUGCACACCUACACACUGAUCUCCCCUACAUCCUUUGGUUCCUUUGACAGCUCCCUGACCUCUCCAGAUCCAUAACCUCCUCUCUUAGGAUUCUUCCACCCCCUGACUCUGCUUAAACAGAGGGGGAGCAGUUGGGGCAUGGCAUAGCUCUGUCUUGAGUCUCUUGGUUCUAUUUGUACAUCUCUCCUCCAUUCUGCUCUUGCCUGACCUUUGGCAGAGAUAUUUAAGCAAUUUUGACUUUUAUUUGGGUUUCCCAAAUCCAUCCCUGACUGUCCCCUAUGUUCUUCAUAAUUUAUCAUUAAUGGAACUGAGACAUAGGAUGACCUGAUCGAUUUAUCAGGAAGUUAUUGGUCUCCCCCCCCCCCCCCCCCCAAUCAUCAUGGAAUCUUUUUGUGUUUAAUUCUGGCCAUUCCCUAGCUCCCUUAUCAGAACCCUGUUAUGACACUCCCCACCAGUCCCAUCUCCAAUAAGAUUUUCCCCUCCCUAAUAAAGGGUUGUAGGUUUCUAUGCUUCCAAACUGGAGAGGGCAGGUAGAACAGAUAGUCUGUUUAAGACAUUCCCUUUCAACCCCUUGCUAUCCCAACAUCCAGCAUAUACUCCUAUUCUGAACACCCUUUGGGGGCAUGAGCCUUUAGGGGCUCUACUAUCAGAGAGGAAAGGAGAAAUUGUCUCCCCAUUUAGGGAGGGAGAUCACUCAGGCCACAGAUACAAGGAGGGGUGAUCAUGCCAGAUAGGAUCUAGCUAUCAGUGCAGUAAAUAGGAGUGAGGUCUGUUGAGGAGCAGUGAAGCUUUCUAGAGGAGAGAGUGAAUGUCCCAGUUGGGGCAGGUCAGAAUGGGCAAGAGAAUCAGGAGCUAGAAAAAGCCAGCAGCCCCAGGAGCAAAUUUGUGGUUGACUAGACUGGGAUAGAGAGUUGAAUCUAGGAGAAGGGACUUACAAAUCCUAAUUAAGGAUUGGAAUUAGGAGAGAAAGAGGGUAAUUCCCGAUGCCCACAGUGGUCCCUGUUGACUAUUUAACUACCAAGCACAGAAUGUUGAUACCCUUCCCCUUCACUUCCCCUCAAACAUACCCUACAGACAGACAUCAACACAUUCUCCAUGUGCUCAAGACCACCAGGGGCUUGUCCAGGUCUUAAGUGACCAGUGCCUUUGGCCCUCCCCUGGGAACCAAGGUUUGUCCCAGACAGGACUGGGAUUUCUUCCCUGUCCCUCAAGGAUGUUGCAGGAGGGAGGGUCCUAUGUUCUAGUUUCUGAACCAUCUUGCCCCCCCCCCCCCAAAGAGAAAUGGGGGUUUUGCCAGUCUGGGGGUGAGAUGAGAGUAGCUGGUAUGCAGAAGUCUUGAUGCUGAAUAAGGAUGAGCAUGUCCCUUUGAAAAGGGGCAGGAAUAUCACCCAACCAUCCCCACCCACCACCACACACAUAUAUUCACACAUAUAUAUAAUCACCCCAAUCUCUGUAAGUGCUUUGAGAUCAUAGAAAAGAGAUGGGGGCCCUCACCCUCUGUGUCCUGAGCGUCUGCCUUUCUUACCUCUGUGUUCAUUCUCCCCCUCCUCCCUCCCAAGUUCUUCCUUUUGUCCUUUAUGCCAGAAAACCCUAUAUGAAGGAGGAGGUGGUGAUGAAGUAAUUUUUUGAGCUGGGGUUGGAAACCAUGAUAGGAGAGAACAGGAGCCUCAUCCCUACCCCAUUUCCCCAAUCCCAUGUAAAUAAAUGGCGUGAUCUUUGUCGUGAGGUUGUAUUGCUGGUGUUUUCUGGGAGAGAGAAGGCUGGCAGAAGCCAACCUGUGGUUUGAGGCUCUGAAGAGGAUUCAAUGCAAGAAAACUGGUAUUUAUCUUUUCAAGAGGUAGAGAAAAGAAGAAGCUUCUGUCACAGCAACACCAUAAGUGAAUUUUAGACAACAGUAAGGAGUUUCUAAUUGUUGGGAUAUCUUAAGAGAAAUUUGAGAUUGAGAAGUCAUCCUUGCAGAAGUGAAGAAUUCCUUUUCCAUAUCUGUCCUGCCAGAGUAAGGAGCAAGAUGAAGGGAAGCAUAGGAGAAAAAAAGGGCAUUGUAUCUCUAGGCAGGACUUCCCUUUUCUUGCCUCAGCUAGGAAACCUGCUUGUAAGUGUCACAACCAGCAAGGGACCAGGGUGGAGGUGGAGGAUGAUAAAUUCAGGAUUUUUAAAAAAAUGUAUUUAUUGGGGGGUUUUCAGUUAUGUAUAGAAACAAUUUUUGAUUAUUGUUUUCUGACAUUUUUAAGAUUCAGAUUUUCUCUCUCCUUCCCUACCCCUAGCAGCAAAUAGUCUGAUAUAGGCUAUACCAGUGCUUUCAUCAUGUAGCAUGUUUCCAUAUUGCUCAUGUCAUGAUGGAAGACAUAUCACAUACAGUAAAAAAAAAACUCAUGAAGGAAAUAAAGUGGAAGAAGGCAUGCUUUGGUCUGCAGUCAGACUCUCAAAAGUUAUUUAAUUCAGUUCUUAGCCAGAAGAUCUGGAUUCUAAUGACAGGUUUUUGAACCAGUAUUAUUUUACAUUGGGUCAAGGCUCCACAUUUUAGAGGGAUCUUUGACAGGAUGGAAUGAGUACAGAGAAUGAGGUGAAGUCUGAAAAUAAUGUUCUACAAACAUUGAUUGAAAUUAUUAGGGAUGUUUUUUAAAUCAUUAGUUUGUUUGUCUUGGAAAUAACAAGGCAGAAAGGCAAGGGCUAGGCAAUUGGGGUUAAGUGAUUUCCCCUGAAUACACACCUGAGAAGUGUCUGAGACCAGAUUUGAACCCAAGUCCUUCCUACUCUAGGCCUGGCACUCUAUCCACUGUGCCAAGUAGUUGCCACUGGUACUGGGGAUAUUUUAACUUGAAAAAUCAAAGAUGCGGAGUAGACAUAAUAGCUGGCAUCAAGUAUUUGAAAAGGGAAGAGAGGUUAGACUUAUUCUACUUGGUCACAAAGGGCAGAAAUAGAAGUAAUGGCUUGAAGUUGCAGAAAUACAUUUAGAGACAGAAAAGAUAAAUGACAGCAGUAGGUGAGAUGGAGAUUUAAAAAAAAAAAAGAUCCAGGAGAAAGAAAGCAGAUAUGGGGAAAAGACCAAGCCCCAAAGUAUCUGGCAAAAAACAAAAUUUGCUUUUAUUUUAAAACCAGGACAAGCAUCAUUUCCAACCUUUUGGUUCCUCCAAACUUCUCUUCCCUCGGAGUUCUUAGGCAGCCUCAACUGGUCUUAGGGCAUCAUCAUCUCUGGCUUCUAUUCUGGCUCUCAGCCAAGUCUUAUGGUAAUUGCAUUCUAGCCUGGAACUUCUUCCCUUCGAAUGCCUUUUUUCCCCUUUGGAUUCUGACUGGUACGGCCACACCUGCAUAUGUUUCUCAGAAAUGAAGUCAUUCUCCAGAAGUGAUGGGAUAAUCUGCCACGAUGGCUCUGCUCCUUGUGAGCCCAUAUGUUCAUUCUCUUACCCCAAAAGAACAAUUUAUUUCUCUGCUGGGUUGGAUGUGAUUUCUGAGUCAUGGAUGGUCUCUGAGGCCUGAAAGGCUGGAAGUUCAUUUGGCAUUCAGAAUCACUGAUCCUGUUCAUCCUCAAUACCCGAGUCUUAGUAAUCUUGUUCUUUUUUUGCUUCUUUGGCACAGAAGUGGGUGAGAUAAAAUCUUCCUUCUAGGAGUAAUAUAGAGUAAGGAAUAAGAGGCAGCUAGGUGGUUCAGCCAGGUCUAGAAACAGGAGGUCUUGGGUUCAAGUUUGGUCAUAGAUACAUUCUAGUUAUGUGGCCUUGAACAAAUCACUUAACCCCAAAUGCCUAGCCCUUACAACUCUUCUGCCUUGGAACUAACAUUUUUUACUGAUUCUAGGACAAGGUAAGGGUAAAAAAAAGAGAUAGAUGAGGCCUCACCAUACAUAAAUGUUCCUUCUUCAAGUUAGGAUGGCAUGGAACAAUGAAAGGAAAGAAACCCAGAGACAGGGAUCCCUGGCUUUAAAUCUCUCCUUUGUAACUUAAUAUGUAGGUGACCUUUAAAGUUCCAUUUCCUCAUGUGCAAAAUUAGGGAGUUAAAUCAGGUAACUUCUGAGGUCCCUUCCAGGACUAAAUAAUCUAUUAUUAUCCUAAUAAGGAUAAGUGGGAUCAAAAGAAGCUUGAGAUCACUGGAAACCUUAGGCUAAACUUCCUGUCUAUAUAUAGGUAUUAGGCAAAGGAUACAUAAAAAGGCAAUUAGAAAGAUGUUUGCCUUUAUAGAGUUUACCAUUAAUUUAGUGGAAUAAUACAACCGCAUGUAAUGGCUGAAGAAUUUUAAGCAACUUACAAAGCAACUAGAUGGCUUGGUGGAUAGUGCUAGGCCUGGAGACCUGGUUCAUCUGACCUCAGAUACUUUCUAGCUAUAAUGAUCCUGGACAAAUAAGGGCUAAGCAACUGGGCAUAAGCAAUAUGCUUACUUAAUUAUGUCCUUACUGCUCUUCUUUCUUGUAACCAAUACUUAGAUCAAUUCUAAGGCAGAAGGUAAGGAUUUUUAAAAAAACUUAUACAAGUGAACAUAAAAGGCAUAACUUCCUUUAUGCAAUAGUCACAUUCCUGAAAAAUUGUGAAUUGGAUAAUUUUUAAUGCACUAGAGCAGCGGUUCUCAACCUCUCAAUUUGUAGCAAUGAGAAUACAUAAUGCAUAUCAAGUAUUUACAUUCUGAAUCAUAACUGUAGCAAAAUUACAGUUUUGAAGUAGCCACCAAAAUAAUUUUUUGGUUUGGGGUCACCACAACAUGAGGAACUGUAUUGUGGGGUCAUGGCAUUAGAAAGGUUGAGAACCACUGCACUAGAGAAAUCCACUGUUUAUUUGGAACUCAUGGUGAAUCCUUUUGUUAAGCAAACAAUUCUAGAACUAUAGAAUGUUCAAACUGGGUAGAAUCCUCUUAUUCGACCCCCUUACUUUAUGAGCAUUUAAAGUAAGGCCCAGAAAGAAGUGACUUGCUCUCAUUAGGAUGUGAGUAGAGAUUUCAGUCUGUAUUGUCUUUGUAUAUCCCUGGCACCUAACCUGUCCUAUAGGCAUUUAACAAAUGUUAAUUGAGUCAUUGAUGAAAGUUAUACUGAUAUAUAGUGGCAGAUUUGGAACCAAAACUGAUUUUCUUUUUGCAAAAUAGUCACCCCUUAUUAGAUCAAUUUUAUAAAUAUGGGUUGGUUCAUUUACUGUUUAAAGAGUGGGGCAUAACUGUGAUAGGAAUUAAGUGCUGGGAAGAUACCGUUAAGGGUGUAAUCAGAGUCCAGAGAAGUUCUUGAAGGAAAUAUAUUUUGAGCCAUGCUUACAAGAAGAGCUAAGAAUCUGAAGGAAAGGUCAUCUCAGGGAUGGUCAUGGCUCAUGGAAAAGCUUGGAGCUGGUUAUUGGGCUGCCUGAAUGAGAGGGAGAGGAAGGGACAUUAGAGGAGAAUUGGUCAGCAAAUUUACUUUAUAGGAAAUGAAACAAAAGUGACCCAAGAAGAGUUGGCUAGCUGAAGGGUAUUGAAGACUGGGUAGAGAAGCUUAAGGUGGAGAUUAUGGAUAAUCGUUUCUGUUAUUGGUUCUAGAAGGAAUACUUACCUGUGUGAGAGAGAGACAGGCACUGGGCAAAGGGUAGAAGGGUGAAUGAAAAAGUAGCUUACAGUGGUCUGGUCUUUAUUGCCAAGGUGACCUGGAUCUUUGCCAAGGUUGUGGAUGGAAGUCCAUGAUGCAACAAAGUUGUCCAAGAGGUUUGGUUUUGUGUUUAGUUCUCCCCAUGCCUCCUUGGGCUCCUAAGGGAAAAAAUGUGGGGAAAUGGUUAGGAGGUCUUCUCAGUUCAACCAGGAACUCCAGAAUCCUAGCUUCUAGUUCCUUGCCCAUGUCACUAGUCACUGCCCCAUUCCCAAAUCUCACUCUCACUUUGGGUUGCUUUGACAGAAAGAUCAAACUAUCUGUCUUCUUCAUUUAAGUCCCAAGAUCAAUAAUUAUUGGAAACAAUGAAGCCCAGACUUGGUACCCCUUCAUUCCCUAAACAUAUAUAUACACACACACACACAUACACACAUUUAAAGUACUUCAGUCCCCCAUGGCCUCACAGAAGCAGUUGUCAUGACAAUCAGUGGGGUCUCUAGUCCCACUGUGUUCAAGGUCUCUUUUCUAAACAGGGAGCAGACUUUGCAGCUUGAUGAGCCCUAUUCCUUGAGGCUUUCACCAUUUCCCUCCUCUCUCUAGGCCAGGCAGAAUUCCUGGAAGAGGAGACAGACAUGGGAAAAUCAGAAGCAAGUGACCCACCCAAAGGGACAUCCAACUAUAGAAAGUGUAGGCUGCUCAAACAGGUUGUGUCAAGAUUGCAUGAAAUAAAGAGGAACUCACA
Messenger RNA from Monodelphis domestica (gray short-tailed opossum), 8307 nucleotides. It is a transcript of the gene UBQLN4, whose product is annotated as ubiquilin 4. Lineage: Eukaryota; Metazoa; Chordata; Mammalia; Didelphimorphia; Didelphidae. The record is from RefSeq and is a predicted model, not a curated record. Gene Ontology annotation, molecular function: polyubiquitin modification-dependent protein binding. Gene Ontology annotation, biological process: ubiquitin-dependent protein catabolic process. Gene Ontology annotation, cellular component: cytosol.